UUCGCGUGUUAAUUGAGAGAUUGAGAUUAUUAAUAAACGUGUGACGUCUUAAUUGUAAACUCUGUUGUGUAAAUCACGUGACCAUUCGUGUAAAAAUGUCAUUUAAUUAAUCAUUUGAAAUGACGUCGACUUGAUAUCAUUUCUGAAGUAAUCAAAUGACACCUGAAAUCACGCGUUAUCAAUUGAUAUGAUAAUUUGAAAGGAUCGACUGAUAUGAAAUGAUAUCAGUUGAUAUUAAGAUUAACAAACAUGCUUAAUGCUUCAAAAUGCCUCACAUAUUGGUAAGAUUUAAACUCUGAGGGAUUUGCCAUCCCCAGAGUUAUAGACCCACUGUAUGAACAAAAAAGUCAAGGGAAUCGUACCUGUACAUAUGACCCGUUGUGAGAUAAGCACCUUCAAAGGUCAGUUUUUACCGUGAAUAGGUAUACUGCCUAUUCUCCGUGCUCCGUGUUGCUAUCGUUUGCCUUGACCGAUGCUGCGCAUGGCACGAGCAUUGGUUGAGUAAAACUGUAUAACGUCAAAUACUCUGCAAACGGUGAAGUGGGCUACUCAAAGCCGGUAUAGUCUCGUGGACUAGAUAGUUAAAUACAACAGAAUUAGUGGAGCGACUCGACUUGAUCGCAUGCAACCUGGAAGUAGGAUGAUUUCGUGGGGCUGUAUCUUACAUAGGGUCACAUGUAGAGGUAUUGUUUGACUUCUUUCAGCCCUUUGACUGCACUUUCAGCCCAUCAUUGAGGGCACAAAACUGUCGUAACAGACAUUUAACUCGGACUCUGAAUUACAUUCUUUAAUAACACAAGCAUAUGUUUCCUAUAUUUUUUACCCCUCGACGAUUGGCUGGGAGGUUCGAAAGUACUCGAGAUUAAGAAAGGAUGUGCGUGUGGUCUCCAAGAAAAGAUAGAAAUAAUAUAAAAGAAGACACUUCAAAGAAUUUUUGGAUCGAAAACCAGAAUAGUUUCAGUAACAAUAUUUCCACAAAUGAUAUUGAACUGCAGAAAAGAAAUUUUGAAAAUACUUUUAUAGAAGAAAAUAGUCAUUCGUACACAUUAGGAGAAUGGAUUAUUAAAGUUUAUUGGCGUUUAUAUGAAGCGAUUUUCUUAUCUUAUAGGCAUCUGAAGAAUCUUCUUACAAAUACAGUCGAAGAAAAUUUAAUUUUGGACGAUUAUCAUCAGCCUUGUAUGGAACCCGGAAGACAAGUAAUCGUUCAUCUUUUCGAAUGGAAGUGGGACGAUAUUGCAAAGGAAUGUCGAGACGUUUUGGGACCCAACGGAUUCGGUGGCGUUCAGAUAUCUCCUCCGGCAGAACAUGCCAUUCUGUGGGAACCUUGGUGGAAUAAUGACAUUCGGAGGGCUUGGUUUGAGCGAUACCGUCCUGUCAGUUACAACAUAAUUACACGAAGUGGAGACGAAAAAUCAUUACAAAACAUGAUUCACGUUUGUAAUACUCAUCAAGUUAGAGUAUUUGUAGACGUCGUUCUAAAUCACAUGACAGGAUUCCACGAUAAAGUACAAUCGACGGGCGAAAGCAAUUUUAAUCCUUCGAUUCCUUUUUACGGAGACGUUCCUUACGGUCCAAAACACUUCAAUUCUAGAAUCAAAUGUGGUACUGCAAGUGGUGAUAUAGAAGAUAUAACAAAUGUUUUUCAGCUCAGAAACUGCAGAUUAAUGGGACUUAAUGAUUUAGAUCAAAGUAAUUCUCACGUGCGAAGAAUGAUGAUUAAUUAUCUUAACAAAUUAAUAAGUUUGGGAGUUGCCGGUUUCAGAAUAGAUGCCGCAAAACACAUGUGGCCUUCGGAUCUGAAAUCUAUUUAUAGAAGUUUGGACAAUUUGAAUGAGAAGUACUUUCCUCUUCGGACAAGGCCUUUUAUUUAUCAAGAAGUGAUUAAUGAAGACAGUAACGAUCCCAUUAAUACAAGAGAAUAUACUUUUCUUGGAAGAGUAACAGAAUUUCAGUUUGGAAUAAAAUUAGCUGAUAUUUUACAUAAAACAGACUCUAAUGUGCUUUCUGAUGUAUAUUUCUUCGGAGAUAAAUUAGGAAUGCUUCGUUCUCAUAAUGCUUUUGUUUUUAUCGAUAAUCAUGACACGCAAAGAGGACAUGGAAUAACAAAAAAAGUAAUUACUUAUAGAGAACCCAGAUUAUAUAAAAUUGCCAUUGCAUUUAUGUUAGCUUGGCCUUACGGAAUACCACGGAUUAUGAGUAGUUAUGACUGGACGCAGAAAAUUGAUGAAAAUGAAAACGAUGUUAACAGUUGGAUUGGUCCACCUCAUGAUUCUGCAUAUAAUAUAUUAUCAGUUACUGAUAUGCCGGAUGGUAGUUGUGGGAAUGAUUGGAUAUGUGAACACAGGUGGAAAGAAAUUUUAAAUAUGAUCAGAUUCAAUCAAAUUUCGGGUAAAGUGCCCGUCUCUAAUUGGUGGUCAAACGGCAGAAACCAGAUUGCUUUCGGACGCGAAAACAGAGCCUUUAUUGCCAUUAACAACGAAGAGGACGAGGAUUUAGAUUUUCAUUUACAGACUGGCCUUCCUCCCGGUAUUUAUUGUGAUAUUAUCACCGGUUACUUGAAACAUAAUAGUUGUACUGGUAGAGUAGUCAUUGUUACGGAAUGCGGAAAUGCUAAUGUUUUUAUAUCGACCACGGCCGAAGUUCCUAUCAUUGCCAUCCAUAUCAAGAUUAUUCUGAAAAUGAAGAGUGUAACCACUAUAGAUCUUUUGCCACUGUAUACUAAGUUGGGCCUAUACUAAAUAAUGGAGGUCACCAUUCUCCCUUUCUUUCCUUACGUCACGGUGCCGGAUGCUAGUGCCAUUCUAAGGAUUAGUUCACACUGCCGAUGACAAUAACAGUGCAUCAACUAUCAAUUAUAAAGUAGAAAAUGAUAAAGUAGGUAAUUUUGACAUUCCUUUCAUUAUUAAUAUGACCCUGGAAAUAAGCUUUAAAAAAAACUUCUCCUUACUUGCACAAUUUGCAUGUAUGGAUAGAACCAAUUGAUCUUACUCGUGGCUUGAUAUUUUCUAUUCAACUUGAUCAUUCAGUCCUGUCCGUGAUCGUAUGAAUAUCACAUUCAAUCUGUUAUGCAUAGGGGCAAUUUUACAUUCUGUGUCAAGAUUGUAUUUGUUAUUUUGGAUUAAAAGCUAAGCUAAAAUUUCUUAUUUUACAAUAUUCUCUGCAUACUGUAUUUAUAAUUAACAUUUAGGCUUCCUUUUUUUAAGUAAAAGGGAUGAAUGGUGGCAUUAACGUUUAGCACAUUCUCAGCUUAGUAUUGACAAUUUGACUUGGUAUUCAUCUACAAUAAACUUCCCGAAUACCUUGAUACUUGACCAAACGAUUGCUGUAAUGGCUAUUGUUUGGUUUAGUAUUCGUCAUACAUUUUAGUAAAAUGUAUACAAUAAUUGCGCUACUUGUUUUUGAAAUGAUAGAACUUUAUAAUAUCGAUCAAACUAUGACAACAAAUUAACAUUCAAUCGAAGUUAUAGUGAUGUCAUGGCUGAGGCUAUUAGCUUUGGGGGGUGGUUUGUUUUACAGAGCAUUACAAGGGGUGAGAUGGUAGUUGAAAAGUAUAAAUAUAAGAAGAUAUCUUUGAAUAAUAAUAGUGCUUGUAUCGUCAUAGUAACAA
Messenger RNA from Centruroides sculpturatus (bark scorpion), 3607 nucleotides. Its product is annotated as alpha-amylase 2B-like. NCBI's taxonomy places the organism in Eukaryota, Metazoa, Arthropoda, Arachnida, Scorpiones, Buthidae. Gene Ontology annotation, biological process: carbohydrate metabolic process. Bases 873 to 2738 code for a protein of 621 amino acids. Gene Ontology annotation, molecular function: alpha-amylase activity; cation binding. The transcript has 8 exons. The record is from RefSeq and is a predicted model, not a curated record.